Fukomys damarensis (Damara mole-rat) is the source of this 3145-nucleotide messenger RNA. RefSeq names its product leucine zipper protein 2 (gene Luzp2). The transcript has 12 exons. Bases 1 to 1041 code for a protein of 346 amino acids. The record is from RefSeq and is a predicted model, not a curated record. Lineage: Eukaryota; Metazoa; Chordata; Mammalia; Rodentia; Bathyergidae.
AUGAACCAGGGAACAAUUCCCCGUUUCCGUUUCGCAUCUGCUCCCCAAUAUCACAACCUGUCCGUGUCUCUGAGACAGGACCAUGAGGAGCUCCAGGAGCGGCUGAAAGAAGUCUUUAAGGAGCGAAGCACUAUCCUCCGCCAGCUCACAAAGACAUCCCGGGAGCUGGAUGGGAUUAAGGUCAACCUUCAGUCUUUAAAGAAUGGUGAGCAAUCUGCCAAAACUGAUGUUCAGAAACUUCUAGAAUUGGGCCAAAAACAAAGAGAAGAGAUGAAGUCUCUCCAGGAGUCCUUGCAAAAUCAACUUAAAGAAACAUCUGAGAAAGCAGAGAAACACCAGGCAACUAUUAAUUUCUUGAAGACUGAAGUGGAAAGAAAAAGCAAAAUGAUCCGAGACCUUCAAAAUGAGAACAAAAGCUUGAAAAACAAACUCCUAUCGGGAAGCAAGCUCUGUGGGAUUCAUGCAGAAGAGUCGAGAAAAAUUCAAGCCCAGCUGAAGGAACUUCGUUAUGGGAAGAAGGAUUUAUUAUUUAAGGCCCAACAGCUUACUGACUUGGAACAAAAGUUAGCAGUAGCCAAAAACGAACUGGAAAGAGCUGCUCUCGACAGGGAGUCACAGAUGAAAGCAAUGAAAGAGACUGUGCAGCUCUGUCUGACCUCAGUUUUCCGCGACCAACAUCCGCCUCUGAGUCUGGUCACAUCCAACCCUGCCCAGCUCUCCCUUUCACCCAGGACGUUUGCAGGGAAGACUCCAGAAGCAAGGACAAAGAGCCAGGAAAGUGUUUUGGAAAACAAGGAGCACUCUCAAGUUGAUGCAACAAAAGAAAAUCCAAGUUCCACUGCAUGUGAUACUCAAGAAGAAGGAAAGACCUGUUCAAUGGAGCAGAAAGAAGGCCCUGCAAGAAAUGCCACUGCCGAAUCGGAGCCAGCCCCACAGAAAUUGCAAAUGCCCCCUUGUUCUGAAUGUGAGGUGAAAAAACCCCCGGAAAAACAGAUAACCAGCUUUGAAGGCACAGCACCCAGAGAAGAAAAAAUACUGUAAAUACCAGGAAUCCACUUUGAAAACAUCCAUUUGCUAUUGUCUUCAUACUCUUUUUAGACUACAGGCUUGAUGGAAAACUAAGUUUCUAAAGCAUGCAAUUUUUUCACAAUUUUAUGUAACUUUAUAAAGUAGUCCACAAACUUUCCAAAAGACUCCAGACCGAUUAUGAUCCUUAAGCAAUAACCUACUUGAAAUGGAUUAAUGCAGUCAUAUUUUACUGUCAUCACUAAAUUGCUAAGCAUAAAUUGGUAUAUUUUUAACGAACAUGCAACAUCACACUUGAUUCUUCUUGUUCAUUUGGAUGCUGGUAUUUCUACGUUCUAGGUAUUGAGAUCAAACAGAGAAUAAAAUGCUAUUAAUCCUUGGGAUUCUUAGAAUCCAAAUUGUAACCACAUCCUAAAGGUUUGGGGCCAUUCCAGCAAAUUGGGGUCUGUAUCCUUCAAAUUUGGAAUUUUUUCUACCUUACUAUAUUCUUUUCUAGAUGGUGUUAAUCAUAAUUCUUACUGUUUUGAGCUAAUUUUGUCUAGCUAUGACAAGACAACUCUGACAAGGAUGCAUUCAGUUAAUAGAAACCACUGAAUAUGUUUGCAGUACUGAAGACAAACUAUUUGGAGAAAGGAUAAAAUUUCUGACACAGUUGAAAUUUUCUUUUCUGCAUUCUAUAGUCUCAUCUUUUAUGUACAUCUACUAAUAUUAUGCCAAUUUGGAAAUUGAGUUGUUUGAAAUACUGUGAUUUUAUUUUAACAAAAUUGGGUAGUAGAAUUUAGGGUACAGAGAAGUCUAAAAUACAAAUAUGCAACCUGAUGGAUAUACACAUAUAUAUAUUUCGAAAUGGGCAUUUGAUGAAAGUAAAAUACCUGUGUUGACCCAACGACAAUAAUCUCCUUUAAAAAAAAAGAAAACUCUUGUAGUGAUUAAAACAAGUUAGUAAUGUUUGUUUUAAUCUUUGAAGCUAGGUUUCUGUGUAAGAAUAUCAACAAAUAACUUCAUAUGUGAAUAGUCAGUCUUAUUAUAGCUCACCAUCAGAAGGGGCUUAAUCUUGAAUAAUAAUUCAUAUCUGAUAGAAUCAGGAGUGAAUCAAAUCUGCAAACUCAAGUUAAUGGAUUAACGGAUGUAGGUUAUUUGUACUAUGUGCAUUCACUUCUGUUUGCACCAAAUGAAUUCACAUUAAGUAAGUGCAAAAGGGAUAUAAAAAUCAUUGAUUUUACUGAAUGAGUCUGCUAAUCAACAAGUUCAUUUGUAUCAGUGUAAUCUAGAAGUGAGUAAAUAAAUAUAAACUAAAUGAAAUCUGUAAUCAAUGUCUUAAAUCCUGAGUUAGAACAGCGUACUUUAGGUCCCCGUGGAGUAUUCCAACCAAUCUGAGAGAAUUACAAAGUACCAUUAGCAGUAAGAGGAAUAUUGCGUUAUAUUAACAUAGCAAUUCUACUGGCUUUGUUCAGGGUCCUUUAUCAGUACUUUUCGCCUAAGUGUCCAGUUCAGAAAGAAAGAGAAGCGACUUCAUAGAUGACCGAUAUACUUUUCAGAGGAAGUACAGAUAACGAGGGGAAAAAAAGAAAGGUUUGGUCUGAAUUUUCUGCUGAGAUUUUCCCAGCUCUAAAGAACAUUUAAUGCUGCAUGGCACCAAUUUUCUAGCUCCUGGAUUCCUGUUCCUCCUCUAGGUGCCCUAAACUUUUCCAGGGAUUUACAAAAGAGAAGCGGAUAAUUUCUGCUUCGUUUAGUUACUUUCCUACGCCUGCCACGGCUCUAACUUUUCCUCCCAGCUCCCGUGGUUCCCAUGGAAGGUUACAAUCUCGCUGUAACCCUGGGUUAUUUGUGACACUUCAGAUCAUUAGGAGACAGUGUUGAAAAACGGGGAUGUGGCUCAGCAUCAGUCAAGUUUCAAGAACUUUAUUUUACAGUUGUUUAUUGAGUUUGUCUCGUGGUUUUCUAUUCUAUGUAGUACACGAUGAAAUAAUCAGUUCGUUUUUCUGUUUCUGCAAUGAUUAAAUGGCCUCUCAAUCACCAUAAUUUAUUUUCCCCCCUUAAAAUAUAUACACUUAAGGAUCCCUCAGAAUUUAGUCGGGUAUACAUAGUGCAUAAUAUGCACCCCUUCUAAAAAAAAAAA